GGACCGGUUUUCAUCUUUUUCUUUCUUCCUUGUCCCGGUCAGCCGUUGUUUCCCCUCGUCUCGAAGGCGUUCCCAAUUUCUCUACCGCCACUACUCGGAAAGAUUGAAAAUCAGAAAAAACACAAACACAUUGAGAGAGGUAUAGAGAUAGACAGAGAGCUCUAUAGAGGCAUUUCUGGUAUAGGAUAAUGGGGAAGGGGGAGAAGACGGGGUUAGGGCGGGCUCUGGUGAAGCACCACAACCAGAUGAUCCAGCAGACCAAAGAGAAAGGUCGGUUUUACCGGAACCAGCACAAAAAGGUUCUCGAGUCCGUCACCGAGGUCAACGACAUCGACGCCGUCAUCGAUCAGGCCGAUGAGGCACAGCGCCUCUUCUCCGACCGCCAUCCUCCCGUUAACCUUCUCAUCAAUUUGGACUCUGGCUCCAGCAAUAGUGAGGUUACACCUGAGCAAAGGAGGGAGAUGCAAAAGAGAGAGGAGGAAUUGCAUGCUAGCAGUCUUCAUGUUCCACGGAGGCCACCAUGGAAUUCUAGAAUGUCUGUUGAAGAGCUUGAUACCAAUGAAAGGCAAGCUUUUCUAAUUUGGCGGAGGAGCCUUGCGAGACUUGAGGAGAAUGAGAAUCUUGUCCUAACUCCAUUUGAGAAAAACCUUGAUAUUUGGAGACAGCUUUGGAGAGUGGUUGAACGUUGUGAUUUGCUUGUGAUGGUGGUUGAUGCUCGGGACCCCCUCUUUUACCGCUGUCCCGACCUUGAGGCAUAUGCACAAGAAGUGGAUGAACACAAAAAAACAAUGCUUCUAGUAAAUAAAGCAGAUCUUUUACCUUUAUCCAUCAGAAAGAAAUGGGCUGAAUACUUUCGCCUUCAUGGCAUUCUCUUUGUAUUUUGGUCUGCAAAGGCUGCUACUGCAGCUCUUGAAGGAAAAAAAAUUAGUGUCUUGAAGAUUCAAGAUGAUUUGCAAGAGUCAGAUGAUGCCGAGACAAGAAUAUAUGGCAGAGAGGAGCUAUUGGCUCGAUUACUUUCUGAAGCAGAGAAUAUAGUCCUUACUAGGAAUGGUUUAAGGUCCAGUCUUCCUGUCCCCUUGGAUGGUCACCUUGCUGAUGAGAACUUGGCAGGAAAUGCACAACCUAAGAGUGUAAUGGUUGGAUUUGUAGGGUAUCCCAAUGUUGGUAAAAGUUCAACCAUUAAUGCUUUGGUAGGGGAGAAGCGGGCUGGUGUAACUUCCACUCCUGGAAAGACAAAGCAUUUCCAGACAUUGAUAAUAUCUGACAGACUUACACUGUGUGAUUGCCCUGGUCUAGUGUUUCCAUCCUUCACAAGCUCAAGAUUUGAGAUGAUUGCUUCUGGGGUUUUGCCAAUUGAUCGCAUGACUGAGCACCGGGAGGCUAUUCAGGUUGUGGCAAACCGAGUUCCUAGAAAAGUUAUAGAGGAUGUCUAUAAAAUUUCUUUGCCCAAGCCAAAGCCAUAUGAACCACAAUCACGUCCACCUUUGGCAUCAGAACUUUUGAGAGCCUAUUGUGCAUCCCGGGGAUAUGUUGCUGCAAGUGGACUGCCUGAUGAAACUAGAGCCGCCCGCCAAAUUUUGAAGGACUAUGUUGACGGGAAGCUUCCCCACUUUGAAAUGCCACCUGGAAUGCCGAACGAGGAAGAAGAUGGUGAAGAGGACGCUGCUGAUACAGAUGACGACGUUGAUGAUGCUGGACCCAGCCUGUCAGACCAUGAUUCCUCUGAUGUUGAAGACCCUUCAGUAAGUGAACUAGAAGAUGCACCAAGCCUUGACCACAUUCUGAAUGAUCUAAACACAUUCGACAUCACUAAUGGGCUAGCUGCUUCUAGUAAAGCAACUGUUAAAAAGAAGCCAACAAGGGCACCCCAUAAACAGCAUAAGAAGCCACAGAAGAAGAAAGACCGCAGCUGGAGAGUCCAGAACGACGGCGGUGAUGGCAUGCCAGCUGUAAGGGUUCUCCAAAAGCCAGUUAAUACAGGCCCGUUAAACAUCUGAACCUAUUAUCAAGAGAUAUUUCUUGUUGAUUGAAUCGAAACAAAAGAAAAACCACGUAGACCUGCUGCCGCCUGUAGCAGUUGACUUCACCUGGUAGUUGACAGUUUUGUUGUAGGUCGUUUGUUUGUCAUCAUAUUUAUGAUUUGUUAAGUGAAAUGAAUAGAUAAUACAAUGCUUUUCAGAGCAAUCUUUACAUUUGGUAUGGAAGUCUGUUAGUUCUCUCU
Ipomoea nil (Japanese morning glory) is the source of this 2221-nucleotide messenger RNA. Its product is annotated as GTPase LSG1-2. The transcript is spliced from 7 exons. Gene Ontology annotation, molecular function: GTP binding; GTPase activity. NCBI's taxonomy places the organism in Eukaryota, Viridiplantae, Streptophyta, Magnoliopsida, Solanales, Convolvulaceae. Gene Ontology annotation, cellular component: cytosol. The record is from RefSeq and is a predicted model, not a curated record. Bases 189 to 1997 code for a protein of 602 amino acids.